AUUAUCUGCUUAGUCUGUGUUCAAGUGUCCAAUAAUCAUGAAGUGCAGGUCACUGGUAUGGCUACUACUGGCCGUUGGCGUGUGCGUCGGCGAAAAAGUACGAUUCGACAACUACCGAGUCUACGAUGUGUCCAUUGAGACUGAUGAACAACUCAAAGUGCUACAAUACUUGGAACAAUUCUCGGAUGGAUACUCAUUCUGGGACUCUCCGGUGCAGACCAAUAUGAAUCUCAAGAUGGUCGUUCCUCCUCAUAAGGUCGGAGACUUUGAAGAAAUGACGGGACGGCUCAAGAUGAAAAAUUCCCUCUCAGUGAAUAAUCUGCAAGAAUUGGUUGACAACGAGCAACCUAAGCGUAGGACACGUGAAGGAUUCAACUGGGAAACAUACCUUACGCUGGAAGAGAUGUACACCUGGUUCGAUGAACUGGUUGCACAGUACGGAGAUAUUCUCACUAUCGAGUCGUAUGGAUUCUCCCACGAAAAUCGCGAAAUGAAGGCUAUCAAACUGUCCAAAAACAGCGGUAAUCCAGGAAUCUUCCUAGAGUCCAAUAUCCAUGCUCGUGAGUGGAUCACUUCUGCGACAGCAACUUGGAUUUUGAACGAACUGCUGACUUCGACCGACCCGGCUGUUCAGAAUCUUGCCAACAACUAUGAUUGGUACAUUCUGCCAGUGAUCAAUCCCGAUGGCUUCGCUUAUUCCAAGGACGUCAACCGUAUGUGGCGCAAGAACCGCUACCCUCAUUCAAUUCUCUGCUACGGAGUUGACAUGAACAGAAACUUCCCUGGUCAUUGGAUGGAGGGAGGAGCUUCCAACAACCCUUGCAGCGAUACCUUCGCUGGACCAGUGGAGGGCUCGGAAAUUGAAACCCAGAACGUCAUGAACUACUUCCUACGGUACAAGGACCGCAUUGACCUAUACCUAUCGUUCCACUCGUACGGCCAGUACAUGCUAUUCCCAUUCGGCCAUACUGGCGCAGACAAGGCGGAUAACUACUACGACUGGAUGGACAUGGCUACAGCGGCUGCCAUUGCCCUAAGCCAGAAAUUUGGAACGCUGUACACGUUCGGAACGACGUCUGAUGUUCUGUAUAUUGCAUCCGGUUCGUCGCCGGAUUGGGCACAUGCCGUGCACAAUACCCCGAUUGCCGUAACGUAUGAGUUCCGGGACAAGGGAACCAAUGGGUUCAUCCUGCCAGCCGAUCAGAUCAUCCCCAACGCACAGGAGGUACUGGACUCGUUGGUUGCUUUCUUCAGCACGGGAAAGGAACUGGGAUACUUUCCAAACCGCACUGCGUGAACACAGCUAUGAAUAGCGCCGCGUCUAGUAGCGCAAACGCAGAUUAGAUAAGGCCACUGACUGGCACAUGCCAAAUCGCUCGAUAUAGGUGGUACUUCAAUUUGGCAUUAUUGGGAUUUUGAAUGUUGUGGAUGCAUUGUUUGAGACAAUAAUAAAAUCAGUGAUAACCGUUUAUGGCGUCAA
Molecule: messenger RNA, 1480 nt
Organism: Aedes albopictus (Asian tiger mosquito)
Lineage: Eukaryota; Metazoa; Arthropoda; Insecta; Diptera; Culicidae
Product: zinc carboxypeptidase-like
Exons: 5
Coding region: 38-1297 (419 amino acids)
Biological process (GO): proteolysis
Molecular function (GO): zinc ion binding; metallocarboxypeptidase activity
Source: RefSeq, a predicted model, not a curated record